AUGACCUUGAUACCCACUCUACUGCUCCCUGCUGAUUCUUCCCCCGCAGAGCCAAGCACACCUCAGAGCCCCCAUCAGACACUACCUGCACCGCCUACCAUACAAGAAUCCAAGCUUCUUGACACUCCCGUGAAGCGAGGCUGCUCCAUGAUGUUGACUCACACAACCAACACACGCUAUCGGAUCCUGACCAUCAAUGCUAUGGGCAAGGAGAUGCAAGGUUUCCUUGUUGGCCCGAUGGAUGCCAAGGAUUUUCUCCAGAAGUUCCUACCGGUUACCAAGAUUCCAGACAACACCUUCACUUCUGGCGCAUUUGACAGCACAAUCUUUGCUAGAGAAGAAGCGCAGGCUUAUGAACCGUUUAUUAACACCAUGAACACAUUUGCAUCUGGUCUAUCUUUUGUUGACUCUCACCUCUACCCAGACAUGAAUAAUUGCAAAAAAUUCCCCUUCCAAGUCAAGCUGGAUGUCUGCGUAUACUCUGAUGGAACAUUGGCGGGAUGCAAUAUGGCAACCGCUGAAGUUGUUGUUGAAUUCAAGUGGUCCCGAACUCACGACACAUUUCGUGAAUGCGACAACAGAACAUCCUUUAUAUCUCAGACCGAGAAGGGCAUAGAUACCUUGGGGCAAAUUACAAGCUACACAGCAGCUCAACUUACCGCUCAAUACCGUACCCACACAUUCUCUGUGUUGAUUAUACAAGAUCAAGCACGUAUCAUCAGAUGGGACAGCGAGGGUGCUGUUGUCACUUCUCCUAUACAUUAUAACACAGAGCCACACCUAGUCGAUUUUUUUUAUCGUUACUCAAAAGCAUCUCCUGAAUUGCAUGGAGUUGAUACUUCUGUGAUGCCCGCAAGUGACGAGGAGAGUGACCGUGCCAGGCAAAGGCUCAACCUUGAUGCCAAAACACGCAUGCUCAAAGUGCAGGUCCCCGCCGAGGACUCUAGCCUCGUUGCGUUGAUAAUUCCUGCACCUGUUGCAAUGGGUCUUCUGCCUGUUGGCCGUGGUACACGCACCUGUCCUGCAUAUGAUCCCAACAAAGACAGGAUCGUCAUGUUCAAGGACUCUUGGCAGGUGUUGUUGCCCCAUAUCCUACCAGAAGGAGAAACCUACAAGCAAUUGAAGGAAGCCAAUGUUGUCAAUGUCGCAACAUGUAUCGCAUGCCACAAUGUACCCUCCAUUCCUCAACAACUCCUGCAGAGCGUCAAAUUUUCAAGCGCUGACUGGGCCUGUCCCCAUGACACACUCACUCCACACAGCCAUUACCGCCUGGUUCUUGAUGUUGUAGGCGAGGCAUUGACAAACUUUCCAAGGUCUCACCGGCUUGUUGAAGCGGUUCGGGAUGCACUGCUUGCCCACAAGGAUGCAUAUGAAAAAGCAGGCAUAUUACACAGAGACCUCAGUAUUGGCAAUAUUGUCAUGUUCCGUGGCAAGGGCAUUCUCAUUGAUUGGGACUUAGCCAAGUCGGUCUCUACAAAGGGUCCUCGACAAUCAACCCGCACGGGGACCUGGCAAUUCAUGUCAGCCUACUUGGUUCAAAACCAAAAUGCCCCACAUGUCAUCAAGGACGACCUUGAGUCCAGUCUCUACGUUGUGCUGUGGGCGGUGUUAAAGUAUUCAAGGACCCACAUGACCGACGCCCAGCGGACACUUCUCUUCAAGGAGAUCUUCGAAACUGAGGAGGUGGAGAAAACCGGAUCAUCCACGAAACAGCAUUUUCUCAUCGGAAGAACUGACCUUGCUCGCAGUCCUGUGUUCAUCGACUGCAAACCGCUCGAUGACCUUAUCGUCACACUUGCUGAGCUCUUUUCGCAUCAGUACUCUGUAGUCUCCCUUGCGUCUUGGAAGGCAUACGAGCUGUAUCAACAGAAGGAUGUAAGGUCACUCAGUCCUGAUAUAGAGCUGCUCAUGAAACUCAACCCUGCAUACACAAAGAUGGAGGAUCUAUAUGAAUUCGGAAACACAGAUAUCCUCACGAGCAGCAACUACCCCGACAGGAAAGAGACACAGGCUCAAUUCAACUAUCAGUGA
Messenger RNA from Suillus discolor, 2031 nucleotides. RefSeq lists its product as uncharacterized. The transcript is spliced from 5 exons. The record is from RefSeq and is a predicted model, not a curated record. The coding region runs from base 1 to 2031 and encodes 676 amino acids. Lineage: Eukaryota; Fungi; Basidiomycota; Agaricomycetes; Boletales; Suillaceae.